Panthera uncia (snow leopard) is the source of this 1244-nucleotide messenger RNA. RefSeq names its product ETS homologous factor (gene EHF). The transcript is spliced from 9 exons. The coding region runs from base 158 to 1060 and encodes 300 amino acids. Lineage: Eukaryota; Metazoa; Chordata; Mammalia; Carnivora; Felidae. The record is from RefSeq and is a predicted model, not a curated record. Gene Ontology annotation, biological process: regulation of transcription by RNA polymerase II; cell differentiation. Gene Ontology annotation, molecular function: sequence-specific DNA binding; DNA-binding transcription factor activity, RNA polymerase II-specific. Gene Ontology annotation, cellular component: nucleus.
UCAUAUGCAUUUAUCUCCACUCUGAUGAGGGCUCAGACGUGAUAUCACCCCUGGUUCCCUAUCCCUGUAGGAGCUGGUGUGAGUGCUACAUGCUGCCUCCCCUCCAUUAGCCACAGCUAUUGGAUUUCCCACCCAGAAUCGUUAGGUAAAUGAGAUCAUGAUUCUGGAAGGAAGUGGUGUAAUGAAUCUCAACCCCAGCAACAAUCUCCUCCACCAGCAGCCAACCUGGACAGACAGCUACCCCACGUGCAAUGUUUCCAGCGGGUUUUUCGGAGGCCAGUGGCAUGAAAUCCAUCCUCAGUACUGGACCAAGUACCAGGUGUGGGAGUGGCUCCAGCACCUUCUGGACACCAACCAGCUCGAUGCCAGCUGCAUCCCUUUCCAGGAGUUUGACGUCAAUGGCGAGCAUCUCUGCAGCAUGAAUUUGCAGGAGUUCACCCGGGCGGCGGGCACGGCGGGCCAGCUCCUCUACAGCAACCUGCAGCAUCUCAAGUGGAAUGGCCAGUGCAGCAGUGACCUGUUCCAGUCCACACACAAUGUCAUUGUCAAGACGGAACAAACUGACCCUUCCGUCAUGAACGCCUGGAAAGAAGAAAACUAUUUAUAUGACACCAGCUAUGGUAGCACAGUAGAUCUGUUGGACAGCAAGACUUUCUGCCGGGCCCAGAUCUCCAUGACAACCACCGGUCACCUUCCUGUCGCAGAGUCACCCGAGAUAAAAAAGGAGCAAGACCACCCUGCAAAGUCCCACACCAAAAAGCACAAUCCACGAGGGACUCACUUAUGGGAAUUCAUCCGUGACAUCCUCCUGAACCCAGACAAGAAUCCGGGGCUAAUCAAGUGGGAAGACCGGUCUGAGGGCAUCUUCAGGUUCUUGAAAUCGGAGGCUGUGGCUCAGCUGUGGGGAAAAAAGAAGAACAACAACAGCAUGACCUACGAAAAACUCAGCCGAGCGAUGAGAUAUUACUACAAAAGAGAAAUUCUGGAGCGUGUAGACGGACGAAGACUGGUCUAUAAAUUUGGGAAAAAUGCACGUGGAUGGAGAGAAAAUGAAAACUGAAUCUGCCAACACUUUGAACUCAAGCCAACACAUACCCCAGACAAUAGCAAACCAAGAAAUCCUGCACAUGCGUAUUUCAAAGACUACUUUUCUCUGAUAUUUAUGUACCAUGAGGGGGAACAGCAUCCGCUUCUAAUGGGAACAAGGAACACUACAGUCGAUAAAAUUAUUUUGUUACUUUGAA